Messenger RNA from Panicum virgatum (switchgrass), 5467 nucleotides. RefSeq names its product polygalacturonase At1g48100-like. NCBI's taxonomy places the organism in Eukaryota, Viridiplantae, Streptophyta, Magnoliopsida, Poales, Poaceae. The record is from RefSeq and is a predicted model, not a curated record. The coding region runs from base 177 to 2297 and encodes 706 amino acids. The transcript has 10 exons. Gene Ontology annotation, molecular function: polygalacturonase activity. Gene Ontology annotation, biological process: carbohydrate metabolic process.
UCCAUGAUUGCAACAAGCUGAAGCUCUCACAUACGUUCAAACCACCAAAGCGCAGCUCAUGUAUAUAUAGCAUCUUCAUUUCCCUCCAAAGCUCCUCCAACCAAAGCAGCACCAUAGCUUACUAGCAGCCAGAGCUUGGACUAAGAGCCUUAUUAUACACGCUGCCAUUGUUUGCAAUGCCGCCGCCGAUGAGGCCGCCGGUGAAACGCACGCGUCCCCAGUUGCGUCCUCGUCCGGUGCCAUUGGUGACGACGGUGCUCAUUUCCGUAUUGGUGUUGAUCUCAGUGCUGUGCUGCCAUCCUGUCGCCGCCGACGCGAGCAGAGCGCUGCACUACCACCGGAAGCACCGGAGGCACCACAGCAGGCACCACCGCGCGGAGAACGGCGGCGGCCACAUCGCCCUGCCCCCUGCCCCCGCGCUCCCUCCCGACGUCGACGGCGAUUCUCCGGCCGAGCCGCCGGGUUCGCCCCCCGACGCCGGUGACGCGCCAGCGCCAGCGCCAGCGCCGCGCCGUCGGCACCACAUGCCGUGCUCCCCGCCGUCGCGUCAUCCUCAUUCGCCGGCACCGGCCGGCGCACCGGCGCCCACUCCAGCCAAGCAACCGCCGAACAAGACAACCGAGCCACGCUCUCGCGCCAAGCCGCCGUCGCCCGCGCCAGCCAGAGCACCAUCGCAUUCUCAUGCUACUAAGCCACCGUCGUUGUCGCCGGCGAGGCCACCGUCACUGUCUCCCAGAAAGCCGCCGUCAUUGUCACCUUCGCAUGCCAAACCGGCACCCUGCACGCCGGUUAAGUCUAAGCCACCAAAGCCAUCUCCAGCACGGCCGCCGCGGCCCUCCACGGCAAGCCCACCGGCGGCACAUCCUCCGGCCAAGACAUCAACCAGAGCUCCUGCACAGACACCGCGGCCCUCCCCUGCCAAGCCACAGCCACCGGCGCCUUCGACGACGGUCAAGCCACCGCCACACGCCCAGGCCAAGCCCCCCACGCCAUCGCCAGCCCAGCCACCGCGGCCACCGGCGCUCCCUCCAGCCGUGUCAAAGCCAAUUCCGCCGCCGGCGCCGGCGCCUGCCAAGGACAGCUCAUCAGCCGUGUUCGACGUGAGGGCGUUCGGGGCGUCGGGAAACGCCUCGGGCGACGACACGCGGGCGUUCCGCGCGGCGUGGAAGGCGGCGUGCUCCUUCAGCUCCUCCGGGGCCACGCUGCUGGUGCCGCCGGACGGCGUCUUCACCAUCACCUCCACCAUCUUCGCCGGGCCGUGCAAGCCCGCGCUGACCUUCCAGAUCGACGGCGUGCUGAUGCCGCCGGACGGGCCGGCGAGCUGGCCGGCGGCGGACAGCCGGAGGCAGUGGCUCGUCUUCUACAGGGCCGACGGCGUGACGCUGGCGGGGAAGGGCACCAUCGAGGGCAAUGGCGAGGAGUGGUGGGAUCUCCCGUGCAAGCCUCACCGGGGCCCCAACGGAUCGACGCUGCCCGGACCAUGCGACAGCCCAGCACUGAUACGGUUCGUCCUGAGCAACGACGUGACUGUGCGCGGCCUGCGGAUCGAGAACAGCCCGCAGUUCCACCUCAAGUUCGACGGCUGCGCGCGAGUUCUCGUCGACGGCCUCUUCGUGAGCUCGCCGGCGUUCAGCCCCAACACCGACGGCGUCCACGUCGAGAACACCACGGCCGUCCAGAUCCUCAACUCCAGGAUCUACAACGGCGACGACUGCGUCUCCAUCGGCGCCGGCUGCUCCGACGUCCACAUCGAGAACAUAACAUGCGGCCACGGCCACGGCAUAAGCAUCGGCAGCCUGGGCGUGCACAACACGCGCGCCUGCGUGUCCAACGUCACGGUCCGGAACGCGCGGAUCGUCGACUCCGACAACGGCCUCCGGAUCAAGACGUGGCAGGGCGGCGCUGGCGCCGUGUCGGCCGUCGAGUUCACCGGCGUGCGGGUGCAGAACGUCAGGAACUGCAUCGUCAUCGACCAGUACUACUGCCUAGGCAGCGGGUGCGCCAACCAGACCUCCGCGGUGCGCGUCGACGGCGUCGCGUACCGGGACAUCCGCGGCACCUACAACCCGCGCGGCGGCGCGCCCAUCCGCCUCGCCUGCAGCGACGCGGUCGCGUGCACGGGCAUCGCCAUGUCCGGCGUCGAGCUGCUGCCGGCCGGCGGCCGCGGCGCCGCGGGGCUCGCGGAACCCUUCUGCUGGAACGCGUACGGGGUCAUGGAGACGCUCACGGAGCCGCCGGUCUACUGCUUGCAGGAAGGCCGCCCGGAUUCUCUGCAAGAUCAGCUCACGACUUGCUGAGAUUGUGACGUUGUAGAUGUUUUCUUUUCUCUAACAAAACUUCUUUCCUAAUAGGAAACUCAUUUCUAUAUAUUAAAGACGCACCGCUCGGAGCUCAACCAGACUGGCCACGAUAGCAAAAUUAAUUUGGGCCACCCGAUGUGCAUCAUGCGGUCGUCGUUGAUUCUGAAGAUUCUGGUAGACGGAAGAUUCUGGUGCCUUCUGGACAGCAUGUGAGCCUUAUCAGCACACGCUGCUUUCUCCUUAAUCUCCUCCGGCUCGGACCGAACCGAGCUCCCUUCGCUAGUCGAUUCCGACCAUCUCCGGCAGCCCCUUCUCGAUUCUUCACGUGAACACCUCCCUCGCCACCUCUUCCAGCUUCCCAAGCCCUGGUCGAGCUGCUCCCCGGCCGAAUCCGCCAGAAUCGAUCCUGCCACUGCCGGCCGCCACUAGAGUUUCGCCCGUCGCUCCGGUCUGUCGUCGACGACCCUCCUCCAGCCCUCCACCUUGCCCACCCACGUGCAAAAUCGAAUACUCGGUGAGCCUUCGAUCCGUCCGGGUUGUUUCCCUCUGUUUCGCACAUCGCCGGCGCCGAAACGCGGUCGCGCCGCCAUGGUCGACCCGUCGCCGUCGCUAUUGCCGCGCUCCUCGUGAGCCGUGCCACGCCACCGAGCGCGCCGGCCCCUCCCGGGCUCGUUGGCCACGGGCCUGCUCUGCCCCGCCGCCGGCCGCGGGCCCUCCCUGACCCGUCGGCGCCGACCUCAUCCUCGCACCGCGAUGGGGUGCCUCUCCUCUGCGGCGCAGAACCCGUCCCCUCGCCUCGUCCUCCACUCCUCCCACCCCCUCCACCUCAACUUCCCCCUCCCCCUACCCAUGCCUCUCUGCCUGGUCCCCCGCCCCGGCCAGCGCGGCGACCUCCGCCCGAAGCCCUUAGCUCGACUUCAACGACCGGCGCCUAGAUGCGGCUAGGCGGUCGGCCUCACCUCACCUCCACCGCACCUCCCUUUCCGCAUUUCCAUCUCGCCUCCCACGCCGCCUCUCGCGACCCGGACAGAUCGUACCCUCCCGGCACGGCGGCCAUGGAGAGGCUGAUCUCUUUCGUCAACAAGCUGCAGCGGGCCUGCGCGGUCCUCGGCGACCACGGCCAGCAGAGCGCCCUACCAACGCUCCAGAGCUCGCUGCCAGCCAUGCAGUCGUUGGAGGCCAGGUGAUCGGCUCCCCUUUCUUUGCACGCAUUUUGGGUUGGUUCCUAUCGGAUGCAAUCACAACUGCGCGGGGCGACUAUCACGGGUUGCUUGUGGCCAUGGAUGCCCCGUCCUCCCUCUCCUCCCUUCCCUUCAUCUUCCUCACCAGGCAAGGUAAGAUUCACCUCUGUGUUUUAGCUUCCUUUACCCUUUGGGUGGACAGAAGAUUGACCCAGAAUGCAGUAGUCCGAUUUGGGCGAGGAACAACUCUAUGAGAACACAGGGUAGCAGCCUAGCAAGCCAGUCGGUCAAUGCUUGCAUCCUGCAGUGUAGCCACGGAAGUGGUCCUCACCACUGAACAGCAACAUACAGCAUAAUUAAAUCCAAUUGCUUUGCAUCGAUCACAACAAAACAAGAUGCCUAGGCGAUAGAUAAAUGAUCCUUGCAGGAAUAUUGGUUCAGAGUCUACACAAAAAACAGCAGGCAUGAUACUAAUAGUGUGGACUUUACCAAGUUACAGCACAUGCCUCACCAGGGUUUGCUCUUGGUAGAAGGUUCCAGUUCUGUGUCCCAGCAGGCUAUUCAGGAGAGAAGCAGGGUUGAGGAGAUUCGAGUGCUGUUCAAGUUUAGCUGCUACUUGGGCGCCAUAGAAUGUCAAUGGAUUGAACCAAUUCUAAUCGCGAACCCGGAGAAUGAAAGUGCAAAUGCUAGGUAACUACUCAAACACAAUGGCUCUGUUCUCAAAUGUAUAAAAUCAUAAUAAUAAAUUUAUUUUGUUUCCAUUCAUACAGUUCCAAACUUACACAACUAUAUUUUCCUUCAAUUAUAUCGACCAGCAUGCCUAAAACUUGGAAGUUAUUCGAUAAUUCACCUUUUCCCCUCACUGCCCAUCAUUAGCUGAUUCCUCCUAAAAUUUAAAAAAGAAUAUGCGCGCAGGGCAAUCACAAUCAAAGAAAUACGAAAAGAUUUAUUCGUUUAAUCAUAGCAAUCAUCCUCGCCACAUUUGCAGCCCCUUAUAUGGUGCCCAUUUUCAAAAUGCUUCAUCAGCUAUAUUGAAACCUACCUCUCUCCCAUACCAAUACACCCUCAGCUAUUCCAUGGCCAUAGCUCUACCAGUCAAUACCAUUUGGAAAGAAAAUGGAACAGCUUCUGUGUAAUAUCUUAUACAGAUUAUUAGGCACUCUUAUCUCACCAACAACAGUAUGAACCAUUGUAUUUUGGUUAUGUGUCCCGAGGUUAGGAGGUUCCUUUAGUUUCAGAGCCCCAAAACUCUUUUCUACUGCACCUAUUAAUGACAUAUGUACUGUAUUGUGCUCAAGUCGUUUACACAGCUUGGGAUGCUACCAAAAAUUUUCUAAAUUCAAAUGUUGCCAAACAACUUCUACAUGAAAAAACAUACCUCUUUCAGUUCAAUUCAACGAAUGAUAUCCUUCCAGCCUUCAUUGCCAAAAAAAAAGGAAAAUCAUGUCACUUCCUAGAGCACUAAUAAAUAUAACCUUAUUACAGGUAUCACACUCUGUUACCUAUUUCAGAAGCACAACUGAACUGAUAUCUUAUAUUUUAAAAUUUAAAUGGCCUGCAGGAGACCAUGUGCAACAAAUGCUUUAUGAAAGCAACUGGAGACUCCAGGAACUUUAUAAUCCAAUUUCUCAGUUACCAAUAAAAUAUUUUAGUGUAGCUACUAGGGGGAAAACAUAGUUGUUAGCUUUAUUACCAUUGUAAACAAAUCUACCUAUGUAUUUAGAUUCGUACUAGGAGACUAAAUGAUACUUCUCUGUAGAUCACAUGUGGCAUUAUAAAUAUAUGAUUUCUAUAUUUACUCAUGUUGAGAAAAAGAAAAAAAAUGGAUGCCUAAGCCUACUGGUAACAAGAGCCGCCAUAGACCCAAAGGACUUUAUGAUAGAAUGUAUCAGGACCAAAAAAAUGUUUAGCUGUAGAAUCUCCCUACUGAUAUGUACUUCUGCAUUUAAAUUUCAAUGCAAAUCAUAGAUGUCAGCUUUAAUAUCA